CGGUGAUCGCGUAAAAUUCGCAUAAUCGUAAUUCUAACCACGGAAAAAUGACAGCACUGGUUGUGACUUCUAAGCGAUCUAUCUGUAGUUUCUGUGGUAUUGCAAGGCAAAGAUAUGUUAUCAGCCUGAAUAAACGACAAAAAAGAUUUAAAAGUACUCAACUGAAACAGCUGAAACAAGAUGUUGAAUGGCAGCCAGUGAUUGGUCUAGAGGUUCACGCCCAGAUUCUAGCUGAUGGAAAACUCUUUUCCGGAGCAUCGUCAAAAUAUGGUGCACCAGUGAACUCACAAGUUUCUUUCUUGGAUUCAGCUCUUCCAGGAACACUACCUGUGUUAAACAGGCGAUGUGUAGAAGCUGGAGUACUCACGGCUCUUGCUCUAAAAUGUAGGAUCAAUAAGGUUUCAAGAUUUGAUAGGAAACACUAUUUUUAUGCUGACUUACCUGCAGGAUAUCAGAUCACUCAGCAAAAUCAUGCAAUAGCCAAUGAUGGUGCUUUCCGGUACAUAGAGUAUGGUGAACGAGAAGAAGACUGCGUCGAGAAGUCAGCACGUAUAUUACAGCUACAGCUAGAACAAGAUUCUGGUAAAAGUCUCCACGACGAUUUGGAGGCUCGAAGUCUGAUAGAUCUCAAUAGGGCAGGCAUUGCAUUGAUGGAAAUUGUGACAGCUCCUGAUUUUCACACAGGAAAUGAAGCUCGGUCAUUUGUUAGAGAACUCCGUCUGCUGCUUGUUACACUUGGUACAUGUAAUGGUAGAUUUUCAGAGGGUUCAAUACGAGUUGAUGCAAACAUCUCUGUACACAGACCUGGAGAACCACUAGGAACGAGGUCAGAGGUUAAAAAUAUCAACAGCAUCAACUGUCUGAAGAAAGCUAUAGAUUUUGAAAUAGAGAGGCAGAUAGAGGUAUUAGAGAGAGGUGAUGAGGUCGUCAAUGAAACAAGAUCAUUUGAUAAAGAUACUGGUAAAACUGUACCUAUGCGAGACAAGGAAUCUAAACAGGACUACAGGUUUAUGCCGGAACCCAAUCUUCCACCAUUACACCUACACUCCCUUUGUGAUGUCAGUCCUGGUUCCUGUUCCGGUGUAAUAAUAGAUAAUGUGGAGAAAAAGCUGCCAGCAUUGCCAAAUGAGAUUAGAGACUAUCUUAUGAAUAAAUAUGGACUCAAUUUGUAUAGAGCUAAUUUUAUUGUGAAUGGGGAGAUAGUCGAUGUGUAUGAGAAGUUGGUAGCGACUAGGGAUAUUAACAAGUUUACUUCAUUUCUCAUUAACCAUUUCCUUAAUGUUAUACUGGAACAUGAUUCAACAUUUUCUGAGAGUGGUAUAUCACCUGAGUCUGUAGGAGACCUUUAUGACUGGUAUAUAAAUGAAGACCUGUCUCUGUUGAAUGUUCAGAAGAUAAUACGAGGCUUAUUGGAUGGUGAAAGUAAAGAUCCAAAAUAUUUGGCAGACAUGUGGAAUGUAUGGCAGAUAAAUGAUGAUGAAUAUCUCACUGAUGUUUGUAAAAAGAUUAUACAAGAAAACCCUUCUCAGGUGGCUAAAAUCAAGAAAGGAAAGAAGCGUGCCAUAAACAAACUAAUGGGUGAAGCAAGGACAUUGACUAGUGAUAGAGGAAACCUCACAAAAAUGAGCGAAAUUUUCAAGAAACUUAUUCAAGACUGAUUGGAUUUUAUGUGUAAUCUGCAAAUCUAUUAUAACAGUUUUAAAAAUUGAAAAAAAGGGUUAUUUCGAUUCUGAUUAUACAAAAUAAUUAAAUAUACAAUUGUAUUUUACCUUACUGCAGAAGUAACUGCUUUAACUAUUAUUACUGUAAGGCUUUCAAAAAACAUGUCAAAC
This is a messenger RNA of Ruditapes philippinarum (Manila clam), 1832 nucleotides long. RefSeq names its product glutamyl-tRNA(Gln) amidotransferase subunit B, mitochondrial-like. The transcript is spliced from 12 exons. NCBI's taxonomy places the organism in Eukaryota, Metazoa, Mollusca, Bivalvia, Venerida, Veneridae. Gene Ontology annotation, biological process: mitochondrial translation; glutaminyl-tRNAGln biosynthesis via transamidation. The record is from RefSeq and is a predicted model, not a curated record. Gene Ontology annotation, molecular function: glutaminyl-tRNA synthase (glutamine-hydrolyzing) activity. Bases 48 to 1658 code for a protein of 536 amino acids.